Molecule: messenger RNA, 1903 nt
Organism: Pyricularia grisea
Lineage: Eukaryota; Fungi; Ascomycota; Sordariomycetes; Magnaporthales; Pyriculariaceae
Exons: 2
Coding region: 490-1701 (403 amino acids)
Biological process (GO): 7-methylguanosine mRNA capping
Cellular component (GO): mRNA capping enzyme complex
Molecular function (GO): ATP binding; mRNA guanylyltransferase activity
Source: RefSeq, a predicted model, not a curated record
GCAUUAUAUACUGUUAACCAAGUGGAGUCAAUGCAUACCGGUCACUGUAUACUUUAGUUCUCGGUUAGGCAUGAUAAGAUAACGCAAGCGCAACCAGCUGGCUCAUCCCUGGGUCGCGGUCGCGAUCGCGUACCGGUGAAUAGGUAUGAAAUAACUCUACCAUCGCAUGACCUUCCAUAAUAUUCACCGACGCUUUUCAAGUUGACCACUGGAAUUUUUCAAUCCUCUAUAUCAUUUAUCACCCAGGGCCUCCCCCGAUUUUCUAGCAGAGCAUCAAUACGAUCGUGUAUACUUACAGAGCACCGACGCAAAUACCGUCGCGCAUUCAACCUAUAAUCCAUUAAGCGAUUCCCUCGAUUCCGAUAUAUCCCACGUCCUGUGGCAGUAUCCGAUCCUACCGUGCCUUUUCUGGCAAGCGAAAUCACCCCCAAUAGGCACUGAGCUCGCCCAUCGGGGCCUGGGCCCUGUCUCUUUGCGAGGGACCGCGCCAUGGAGCAGCAGCCUCCCCCCGGACUGUACCGGAUUAGCGAUAUAAAUAACCCUGGCCAGAACGUCGAGAAGCCUACUCGCUACUAUGGAGAACAUGCGCAUGUGAGAAACGACAGUCGGUCUAUAUGGGAGCUCCGCAAAAACCUGCAGACCUUGUUGAACUUUCCAAAGUCUGGGUUUCCCGGCGCGCAACCUGUCAGCUUCCUGCGCCGACACAUCGAGGAGUUGAGGAGGGAAGACUACUAUGUCUGUGAGAAAUCAGAUGGCGUGCGCUACCUCCUGUGGUUGACAGAAGACGACCACGGCGGCGAGUGCCAGUACCUAAUCAACCGCAAGAACGAAUACUUUCACAUCAACGAGACCCGACUGCACUUCCCACUCCCGCCGCCCGAAGAGGACAAGGCAAAGUUCCACAAGGACACGAUUGUCGAUGGCGAGCUUGUCCUUGACGAUGUGGGCGGUGGACGCAAGGAGCCUGUUUUCUUGGUGUUCGACUGUCUCGUCAUUGAUGGGAUGAGUCUAGUCGAGCGCACGCUUGACAAGAGGCUCGGCUACUUUAAGGAACGAGUCUUCAAGCCUUACAAGGAGCUUUUUCGCGAAUACCCAGACGAGCAGCAGUUCCAAGCUUUCCGGGUUGAACUGAAGGACAUGCAGGUCAGCUACGGCCUGGAGAUGAUGUUCCGUCAAGUGCUACCAAAACUUCGACACGGCAACGACGGUCUCAUCUUUACGUGCCGGAACAGCAGCUACGUUUUCGGUACGGAUGAUCACAUAGUAAAGUGGAAGCCGCCAGAGGAGAACACCAUCGACUUCAAGCUGGCGCUCACCUUUCCCCGGGUCGAGCCGGAUCCAGAGAUUGACGGGCCCGAUGCGGAACCGUACGAGGACUACGACAGCAUACCGGUGGCCCAACUGCUCGCCUGGACUGGUAAGGGAAAUCCAGAGACGCACUUUGGUGACCUCUACCUGACUCAGGAGGAGUGGGAAGCGUUGAAGAAGCUCAAUGAACCGCUGCAUGGUCGGGUCGUCGAGUGCGGACAGGACGAGCAAAAGCGGUGGCGGCUGCAUCGGUUCCGUGACGAUAAGGAGAAUGGCAACUUCAUCAAGGUUAUGGGCAACGUCAUGGAAAGCAUCCGAGACGGCGUCUCCGAGAAGGAGCUGAUCGACGCAUCCAAAGGGAUCAGGGAUAGCUGGAAACAGAGGGCGAGGUAGAAAGCUGUUGCUGGCUCUUGGAAGGACCCAGCAUGACUUUUGUUUUGGGCGGUGUUGGCAAGUUCAAGUGUGAGCUUCAAGGCUAUACUUGGUUUUGCUAGCUUGGUUUACUCAUCUGCACCCUGACGACGUGGGAGGAUUUCGGCGCACUCCUGAUGUUGAAUAUCACUCUUAGCCUCUUUUUUUUUAUAAGCGAUCUGGU